UUUCUAUGUCUAAAUAUUGUUUUUCCUUUUUCUUCUCUGGUUAAGAUUAUGCUUUGAAGUUUGGAUUGAGGAUGUUUAUAUCCCAUGAGUCUCUGUUUCAAAGCUCACUGUUUUCAACUUUUUGAAGUUUGUUUCUUUCACUUCCUGUUUUUGGUCAUUUUGUUCUUUUGUUAUUGGACACUUGUUACGUAAUCAAGUUGUGAAGAUUUUAAUCUUAUGUUGAAGCUUGAGGGUGAUUUUCUAGUGUCUGAGUUUGUUUGAUCAAAUUCCAUAGCUUUGGAAGGGAUUCAGUCUUCAAAAAUGUUUCUGCCUAGCUUCUCUGGCCUAUUUAUUUCUUUCUUCUAGAAGUCGGUAAUUUCGAGUCUUUGUGACCUGCAGAAACAGAAUAUAUUUUUGUUUUAAUUUUUGGGAGUUAAAGGCUUUGAGAGGUGAGCGGUUUUUGAUUUUAUGUUUCUUUGAAAUCCUCACCUGGUUCAGAAAGUAGCAAAAAGCUGAAGUUGGGUGUUUAUCUUUUUCAAAUUUCUUAUCUUUUCUGUCUUGCCUUGCUGUAUCAAGUUGGGUCAUAUAGAAUUUAGAAACUCCUGGAUCUAGCUUCAUGCUUUAAAGAAUUUGCUAAAAUUGCUGGUAAAUCCUCAGUAGGGGAAAGGUGAAGUCCUUAUCAUCUCAAGGUUUGAUGGAAUUCGGUUGCAUGUAAUAGAUAAUAAUAAUAUUAUUUUCUGCUGACUGCAGAUGCGCAGAAACCAAAAGCUUUUCACGAUUUGUUUCUGACUUGAUUGAAUUAACUGGUAUUUAUUGUAUUGCUUUGAUCAAAUGUUUUUUGGUCUAUAGGAAAUUUGUUUAGUUGGGAAUUAGUACGAUUCUGGGAGAACCAUAGUAAUAAUAGUAACUCAAGAUCAUUCCUUCUUAGAUACGCCAAAUUUCGCCUCUUCUCCCAGAAAGGGGUCCCGAUUGGAGACUUCAAGCCACAUAAAGUAUUUUCACAACCAUAUGACAUCUGAUAUGGUUGAUGAUGUAGAAGAUGUAGCGUGUUUUCUGCAUUGAGAUAUCCAUUCUGGAUUGUGAAUUUGAUAUGAGAUGGUUAGUUGUGGUGCUUUUGAAGAAAUAAAUGUUUGUUUUAGGUGGUUAAUAGUAAUAAUAAUAAUAAUAACAUUUGGGUUAGGUGCCCCACCAUUGGAAGAUAAGUAUUCAUGUAGUUAGGGGUGGUUGAGCACAUAAAGUUUCUGAUGGUAGCUUUUGUCGAAUUUGGUUUCACCAUUUUUGAAUAGGCGGUAGACCAGAUCUUACCAACCAACAGCUGCGGUUCUGUCUUUCUGAAUAUACAAGAGAAGUCAAUACCAUUUGCUGCCCUUAAUGGGUCUUUGAGUUCAGAGGAGAGGGAAGAGUUGAAGAUGAUAUAGUUUAACGACUUUUCCCUUGUUUUUUCAUUCUGUGACGGCCAUGGAAACUUGGGAAUUAUGAUUUUGGCAGCAGAUGGCCAUUGACCAGUACUUUGAAGAAGCUGUUGCUCAUAACCAUUUAAGCGAAGAAGGUAAUACUUCCUUGCAAAAGUGGAAGAGUUCUCCACGUCAAGUCACAGAUUCUGGUGAUAAUCCCUCGGGUGGUUUUGACUGCAACAUCUGCCUAGACUCUGUGCAGGAUCCGGUGGUCACGCUAUGUGGUCACCUAUAUUGUUGGCCCUGCAUUUACAAAUGGCUUCAUUUUCAGACCGCUUCCACUGAAAACCAAGAGCAGAAACAGCAGCAAUGUCCUGUAUGCAAAGCUGAAGUCUCACAUACCUCACUGGUGCCGCUUUAUGGCAGGGGCCUGACAACUAAGGCAUCAAGAGGCAAGACUCCCCAACUUGGUUUAGUCAUACCAAAGAGGCCUCUUGCUCCUACUCCUAAUACUACCAAUAGUUCGCAGUUUGCACAGCAAUUACAUCACCGCGGCUAUUCAUACCAACCACAAAUGUACUACCCUCAACAUGGCAGUUAUCAAGCUUCACCGCUUCUUAGUCCUGGUGGCAUGACCAUCAAUGUACUGGAUCCAGUGACCCGAAUGCUUGGUGGAAUGGUGUACACGAGGGUAUUUGGGAACUCGAUUACAAAUUUAUAUACUUAUCCAAAUUCAUACAAUCUUACUGGGAGCACUAGUCCUAGGAUCAGAAGGCAUGUAAUGCAAGCCGAUAAGUCACUCAGCAGAAUAAGUUUUUUCCUCUUCUGUUGCAUAAUACUCUGUCUUCUUUUGUUCUGAUUUGUAUUUCUCCGCUUCAUUCCCAUUUUAUGCUUGUAUAGAAGACAAAAGUUAUUCAAAUUCAGCCGGAUGUACUAGUACCUCAUGAGAUGUUGCAUCUCCUGUGCUGCGAAAUAGAAUAUAUGUAAUUAUGAGUUCUGUGCA
This is a messenger RNA of Theobroma umbraticum, 2376 nucleotides long. RefSeq names its product E3 ubiquitin-protein ligase RMA1H1-like. Gene Ontology annotation, biological process: ubiquitin-dependent protein catabolic process. Gene Ontology annotation, molecular function: ubiquitin protein ligase activity. The record is from RefSeq and is a predicted model, not a curated record. NCBI's taxonomy places the organism in Eukaryota, Viridiplantae, Streptophyta, Magnoliopsida, Malvales, Malvaceae. Gene Ontology annotation, cellular component: endoplasmic reticulum.